Parasteatoda tepidariorum (common house spider) is the source of this 2978-nucleotide messenger RNA. Its product is annotated as mitochondrial potassium channel ATP-binding subunit. The record is from RefSeq and is a predicted model, not a curated record. Gene Ontology annotation, cellular component: mitochondrial inner membrane. Gene Ontology annotation, biological process: oligopeptide export from mitochondrion. NCBI's taxonomy places the organism in Eukaryota, Metazoa, Arthropoda, Arachnida, Araneae, Theridiidae. Gene Ontology annotation, molecular function: ABC-type oligopeptide transporter activity; ATP binding; ATP hydrolysis activity.
AAUUACAUCUAACCGUAACUGAAACUUCUUGUUAUUUGUUUUCCUUUCGAAUUCAACAAAUUUUAAGAAUGUCCUUAAUGCUCUUAAAAAUUAAAUUUUAGCGAUUUUCAAAUAAUAACUUGUAAAUUCUGGCAAGCUCGAAUAAUACACGUUUUAAUUAGGAAUCAAAAUAAAUAAAUAUGGGAUUAAUAUUGCUGAGUAGAUUCAACAUAUUGAAGUUUUGUUAUUCUGGAAAUUUUAAACAUACCAUGCAAUUCAAAUAUGCUGCUCCAUGCAAUAUGAAAAGAAGUGAACAUUCUUUUUCUGCAAAACUUAUCAAAUUUUCAAAAAAAUAUCUUUUUACUCACUCUUCUACAAAGAAACGAAUGUCAAUGCAAUCUAAGUUAUUUGGAAGCCUUUUAUGUGCUGGUUUAAUAACACCUCUUAAAUUUUCUGUGGUUUUUUGUGCUAGUCCACAUUCAAGAUUAGUCAACUUGAAUAGUUUAGAAAAUUUACAUCAAGAAGCCAAGUUUGAUUGGAAGAAGUUUUAUACAAUUAUCAAAAGUGAAGUUUGGUAUAUUUUAUGUGCUGUUGUGAGUGCUCUUGUAGUUGCUCUAUUGAAUAUCCGUAUUCCAAUUGCAUUGGGUGAUAUGGUAAAUGUUAUCUCUUCUUUCUUAAACGAUGAGUACUUUCAAAGAGAUACAGCAACUUUCUUGAGUGAGUUACGAGAACCAGCUAUACGACUAGUUUAUAUGUAUUUAAUUCAGAGUCUCUUUACUUUUGGCUAUAUUUCUAUACUUUCUGUUUCUGGUGAAAGAGUGGCCCGUAAUAUGAGGCGUGAACUGUUUUCUUCUGUGAUUGAGCAAGACAUUGCAUUUUUUGAUGCUCAUAAAACUGGGGAAAUUUCUAGCAGAUUAACUAAUGAUGUUCAAGAGUUCAAAAGUUGUUACAAACUUUGUAUAUCUCAAGGUUUAAGAAGCAUUGCUCAAACAACUGGUUGCAUUGUCUCAUUGUAUUUAAUAUCACCAAAAAUGACAGCUUUAAUGGUUGGUGUUGUACCUGUCAUUGUUGUGGCUGGUACUUUUAUUGGAAGAAUAUUGAGAAAAAUGUCAAAACAGGCUCAAUCUCAGAUUGCACAAGCAUCAGCUGUUGCAGAUGAAGCUAUUGGUAACAUUAAAACAGUUCGUGCAUUUGCCAUGGAAGAAGCAGAAAAAGAGCUUUACUCUAACCAAGUCGAUGAAGUUAGAAAAUUAAACAGCACAUUAGGAGUAGGCAUUGGUCUAUUUCAAGGACUUGCUAAUCUUGCUCUAAAUGGUAUUGUGUUGGGUGUUUUAUGCGUGGGAGGAUCUUUGAUGUGCUCUGCUGAAAUGACUCCUGGAAGCAUGAUGGCCUUUCUUGUUGCCACGCAAACUAUACAAAAAUCCCUUGCUCAUCUGUCCUUAUUAUUUGGGCAGUUCAUUCGUGGUUUAGCUGCAGGUGCAAGAAUUUUUCAAUACAUGAAUUUAUCUCCAGAGAUACCUUUGAAAGGAGGGAAAAUAAUUGAGGAUACUGAGCUUUAUGGAGAAGUACAAUUUUGUGAUGUUACUUUUAGAUAUCCAUCAAGACCUAAUCAGGCUGUUUUGCAACAUUUUGAUUUAACUUUGCCACCUAGAAAAAUGGUUGCCUUAUGUGGAGUUUCUGGUGGAGGAAAAUCAACUGUUGCUAGUUUACUUGAGAGAUUUUAUGAUGUGGAAAAUGGAGCAAUUAAAAUUGAUGGAGUUGACAUUAAAUCAUUGGAUCCUUGUUGGCUUCGAGGGAAAGUUAUAGGCUAUAUUGAUCAGGAGCCAGUUUUAUUUGCUACUUCAAUUAUGGAAAAUAUAAGAUAUGGGAAACCUGAUGCUACUGAUGAUGAGGUCAUAGAAGCUGCUAAGUUGGCUAAUGCACAUGGUUUCAUAUCUCAUUUCAAUGAUGGGUACAAUACUAUUCUUGGUGAACGUGGUGCGACGGUAUCUGGUGGUCAAAAACAAAGAAUUGCUAUAGCUAGAGCCUUAUUGAAAGACCCAAAAAUUUUAAUACUGGAUGAAGCUACUAGUGCUUUAGAUGUAGAAUCAGAAAAAGUUGUUCAAGAAGCUCUAGAUUAUGCUGUUAAAGGUCGUACUGUGCUAGUGAUAGCUCAUCGUCUAAGUACAAUCCAAAAUGCAGAUUUCAUUGCUGUAGUAAAAAGAGGCCAAAUAGUUGAGAUUGGAAAUCAUAGUAGUUUGUCAAAAAAGAAAGGUCUUUAUUGGAAUUUAGUGAAGCAACAAUCUAAAGAAGAACUGUGAUUUAAAUCAAAGUGUUAUCUGUAGUCAAUUAUUUAUAUCAUCAUAUUUAUUACAUUUCUAUAAAUUGUGUAAUAUAUGUUAGUUUUCCUAAAAAUGACACUUAAAGUAUCUUUGGGAGAAGCUCUUAUGUGAUAUAAAAAGUUUGCAGAAUUGUUUUAGAAAUAGUACAAUAAGUGAAACUACUUUUUAUUAAGCUAAUGAUUUUAUUAACACUUUAAUCAGAGCUAAAGGUUUUAAAUUUAUGAAUAUUUUAUAGUAUUCCCUCCCUAUAAGGUAUUAAAAAUUGUUUACAUGCAAUAAAUUUUUUGUUUGGCAGUUAAGGAACUAGUUAAUUUCAUAAUCUCAGAUAUUUAUUUUUCAGAAGCUACUGGUGAGAAUUUUUUUUCUAAAUGUUAAAUGCUAGUUGGAAUGUUUAGUGAGAACAUCGCACUAGCAUUGCAGCAAAACUUAAAUUAAAUAUUUAUGAAGCAAAAAAUUAAUUCAAUUAAAACAUUUUUUGAAGUUUCUAGCUGCAGGAGUACAUAAUACAUAAAAAAUUUGCUCCUUCAUAUUGAACAACAGAUGUUUCUGAACGAAAGUUGGCCUUGAAAUAUCUGUAUGGAGUAUAAAUACUUAAUUCUCAUUAAUUUAUGGUACAAUUUAAAGAAAUGGAUUUUGAAGUUUAUUAAUAAAAUUUUUAUUUCUGUGUCUUGCUCUUAA